AUGGCUCGGCUUAAAGAUAUGCCAAAUGAGAUUCUCGUGAAUAUCUUUACAUAUGUCUCCGACAUCAAUCACUCCAGCAUCUUCAACGUCACUCUCGUCAACAAGCACUUCAAUCAAAUCGCCAGUCCCCUUCGCGUUCGACAUUGGAGUGAUGAAGGAUUCUAUGGCUAUUACUACGGCGACUCACCAUGCCCAUCUAUCUCAAGACUUGCACUUGAACUCUUGCGACACCCUGAAUAUCGUCUGCAAGUCAAGAGUCUAUCGUUUUCAUAUUUUCAAAACAGUUAUGACCGCGACCCCGCUCGUGUUCCCUUGAGCUCCGAUAACCUCCAAAUGCUCGCAUGGGCAGCCGAAGAAGUCGUUCCGACACUCGCAGAGUCUACAUACAUAUGCGCACGGAUCCUUGAAGACAAUGAUGACGCCAUUGCUGUGCUAGUCUUGGCUUGGGCGACGAACUUGACGAGCCUCAGUAUUACGGUUCCUUUCCUUGAUCCCACGCCAGGAUAUGAUCAAGGCCCGCUCGUUCUACGCUUCGCAAAGCAACUGGCUCUUCGUUUUGACAGUGGAGACCUCAAACCAAGUGCCCCACUACCACUGGCGAAGCUACAAGAACUCGAAUUUCGACAUAAUGACACCGAAAACGAUGUUGCGCUGAAGUACAUGUCGCCAUUUCUCUAUCUACCAAAUCUCAAAGACAUCGAGGCCUACAGACUUGGUGAUACAGACUACAACGAUCUUAAUGACAGUGUUGAGCGAUACAUCCAAGACAAAUACUGCAUGCCCUUGCCGGCUGGUACCUCGUCAAUUGAGUCAAUCAUUCUCGAAGAAACGACAUUAUCGGACUAUGGACUCCAGGAUCUUCUCGAAUCUUGCAAAAGCCUCAGAGCUUUUCAUAUCGACUUCUCAGCUGUUCUUGAUCAUGACGUGCGCAACAGUACGAUACUAGCUGCGAGCCUAGUUCAACACGCCACGACCCUCAAUGAGCUAGAGAUAUCAGUCGAUAACAGUGACGUCGCAUGGAUAGUAAAUCAAACCGAGUUACCAGAGUGCGUAGAGGAUUGUUACCGAGAACUCACUUGCCUCAAACGGCUGAGCAUUCCAAUGAGUCAUUUAUUACAAGACAGCCCAACGGGAUCUCCUCAAGAGGUUAUUCCCGAACAACUACCGGCUUCUAUUACGCAUCUCAAACUCUGCAAUAGUCACUUGUAUUGUAACUGGCAAAGUCCUCAUAACAAAAUCUCGCUUUUCUUAACUUGUACUCUGUCUCUUCUCAUGGAAGCGGGGCCCCAGCGGCGAUUACGAAAUUUUCAGGUCCUCGACUGUUCCGAAGCACUUCUGGACGAUCCGGAGAUGGAAAUGAUUCAAGAGAUGAAACAACUGGCAGAAGAGUGUGGUGUCACUCUUUUGCUACGCCCAUAUGUAACUCACAACGGUGGCCUUAUCACUUAG
Molecule: messenger RNA, 1449 nt
Organism: Fusarium redolens
Lineage: Eukaryota; Fungi; Ascomycota; Sordariomycetes; Hypocreales; Nectriaceae
Exons: 1
Coding region: 1-1449 (482 amino acids)
Molecular function (GO): protein binding
Source: RefSeq, a predicted model, not a curated record